ACAAAAAAUUGCAACUCAUCUCACCAUAGAAACCACUUGAUAUCUAUUGAUACAUUUAUCCUUUUCUUGGUUAACAUUUAUUGUUGGAGAAAAUUGUUUAGUUUGUGCUGACAAUUAACUGAUUAACUUAUCAUGGAAAAUAUUAAAGGAAUAAUAUCUUCACUUAACAAGGAACCAUUUCGAAAGAAUUUAAAUUUGGUCACUUAUGAUAAUCUUCAGGGCGAUCAGCGAAUCCAGAUUCUUUUUGACAUUUUCCAUGCAAUCGAUGAGACUGUAAAUUCUGAUAUUCUUGAGAUUUCCGAAGGUGAAGAAGUGGUUAUGAAAAUAUUGGAAAUGCUUCGAAUCCUUAAAUACACACCACCAGCUAAUAUUGAACCGAGCUUGUUCCGGCAGAAUUUAAUUUCCGGUGAAAGAAAUACCUUUACUCAUAUCUUUGACUACCUGUUAAGUAAACUCGAUGAGCUCAAACAACGAGCCUACUUGGCACGAUUUCUGGUUAAAAUUGAAGUUUCACCGGACGUUGAAGGUGAUCAAGAUAUUGUUCAACUGUACGAACAGUAUGAACAAUUGAUAGAAAAUUUCAAAAUGGUUCAUAGUAGUAAUCAGAGUUUGAAAAAGUCUCUAAUCUCAAUUCAAGAGCUUCAACGAGAUAUUAAAUCUAUGGAAGAUGAAAAGGAGCAAAUUCAAGAAAAACUGAUAUCAGUUAAACGAAAGGUUGAUGUAAAUCAAGAUCCUACUUUUUUCCGUUUAGUUCAAACUCAUCGGGAAGAGAAGGAGAAAAAUGAAAAUCUCCUGAAACAAAUACGAUCCCAAGAUGUUGAAUUGGAAAUGAUUAAUGAUAAGAUGGGUAAGAUAAAGAAUCGCUUGAAAAUGGCUUUGGCUCAUCAUUCAAUGGGAAUUACACCUCAGGAUAUUUUGGAGAAACUCGAGGAAGAAGUUGAGGCCAAACGGCGAUUAGUGAAAGAGGUUUUACCAAUCGAAUGUGCCUCGAUCGAACGCUAUCUUGGUGACAUUGAAGAGCUUUCAUCUCAGCCCGAAGUGUUGCCCACUUUCGCCGAUAAGAUUAAAGCUAAAAUUCAAACACUAAAUCGAGAAAUAAACGAGAUGAUCGAAAAGAAAAUGUUGACCAAUGAUGAUACCGAAGAUGAAAAGUUGGCCUUGGUCCGUCAAAGCGCUUCACUUGUCGCCAAAAAACGAGCCAAUUUACAAGAGACCGUUAAAGAAGCCACUGGUCAGCUGGAAGAGAUAAACACUAAAUUAGAAGAGAAAAGAGUUUUGUUCGAUGGCGAGGAAAUACUCCAGGGGGAAGAUUUGAAACGAUACGUGACCGAUGUUCGAAACAAGGGAAACGUUUAUAAGCAGAAACGUCGCGAGUUGGCAGAGAUACGAACAGAAUCUGCUAUCUUAUCGAGAACCGAUGAAAUCCUUAGAGAGAAGUGGACACGAUUAGGUCAGAUCUUAUUGGCACUCGAAGAGCAAAGAGGAAUCGUGGGAUAUUUCACUUCUCAGAAUGAGGGUGAAAAACAACAAGAAGAAGAGGAAGAGGACGAACAAAACAUGGAAGAAUUGAGAACUAUAACCAACGAAUUAAAUGAAUCGAUAAACGUGAAAAAAGCUCAACUUGCUCCAUUGGUCAAAGAUCUUCGUCCACUUCGUCAACAAUGUCAAGACCUUCAAAUGGAUUUUGAUCGUAAAAAGGCCAAAUACGAUUCGUUGGCCGCUUCAUUGGAAACGAAUAUUGUUAAACUUGAAUCGGUGGUGAAAAAGUAUCGAAAUGAAUUCAAUUCACUUUCCUCGAGCAAAUUUACCCUCGAAAUGGAAUUGGAAGCUCUCAAUGUUGUCCAGUCGCUUGUUGAUCUCGAUCUUCGCUACUAUGUGGCCAAUAUUGUGGAAGAUAAAGAAAAGAGUUGGUUAGCCAAAUUAGAAAAGGAGAUAAUCAAUGAAGAGGAGGUUCGAAGUGAUCUAAGAACGCGAAUGAGAGAAUUACAAGAUAACGAGAACAAUGCUAAGAAACAAUCCAAAAUGUGGCAGGAUCUGAAAGAAUUGUUAAAAGUUAAGAAUGAGUGUUUUGAAAGGCGAAAAGAGACAAUUCAUCAUCAACCAUCACAAGGGAAAAAGGAUCAUCUUAUUUUAUAGAUUAUGACUAAUCAGUACGUGGAAAACCAUUUUGUGUAAUAAAUUUGAAGAAAGAAAAAAAUAGAUCCGAAAGAUAAUGAUAAUUUGCUGAGAGAUAAUCCAGAUCAUCUUUCCGUUGCAAGUGGUUGAUGUUUGUG
Molecule: messenger RNA, 2273 nt
Organism: Panonychus citri (citrus red mite)
Lineage: Eukaryota; Metazoa; Arthropoda; Arachnida; Trombidiformes; Tetranychidae
Product: intraflagellar transport protein 81 homolog
Exons: 9
Coding region: 133-2136 (667 amino acids)
Biological process (GO): cilium assembly; intraciliary transport
Cellular component (GO): intraciliary transport particle B; centrosome; cilium
Molecular function (GO): tubulin binding
Source: RefSeq, a predicted model, not a curated record